Trichoderma reesei QM6a is the source of this 1338-nucleotide messenger RNA. RefSeq lists its product as uncharacterized. Gene Ontology annotation, biological process: proteolysis. The record is from RefSeq and is a predicted model, not a curated record. NCBI's taxonomy places the organism in Eukaryota, Fungi, Ascomycota, Sordariomycetes, Hypocreales, Hypocreaceae. The annotation marks the transcript as partial. Gene Ontology annotation, molecular function: aspartic-type endopeptidase activity. The transcript has 3 exons.
AUGACGCUCCCGGUACCUCUCCGCGAGCACGACCUCCCCUUCCUCAAGGAGAAGCGCAAGCUCCCCGCCGACGACAUCCCCUCGGGGACCUACACGCUGCCCAUCAUCCACGCGCGGCGCCCCAAGCUGGCCAGCAGAGCGAUCGAAGUGCAAGUCGAGAACCGCUCCGACGUCUCCUACUACGCUCAGCUCAACAUCGGGACUCCCCCCCAGACAGUCUACGCCCAAAUCGACACCGGAUCGUUCGAGCUCUGGGUCAACCCAAACUGCUCCAACGUCCAGUCCGCAGACCAGCGCUUCUGCCGCGCCAUCGGCUUCUACGACCCGUCGUCCUCGUCCACAGCAGACGUGACCUCGCAGUCCGCCCGCCUGCGCUACGGCAUCGGCAGCGCAGACGUCACCUACGUCCACGACACCAUCUCCCUCCCCGGCUCCGGAUCCGGAUCCAAGGCCAUGAAGGCCGUCCAGUUCGGCGUGGCAGACACCUCCGUCGAUGAGUUUUCGGGCAUCCUGGGCCUCGGCGCCGGCAACGGCAUCAACACGGAGUACCCCAACUUUGUCGACGAGCUCGCCGCGCAGGGCGUCACCGCCACAAAGGCCUUUAGCCUCGCGCUGGGCAGCAAGGCGGAGGAAGAAGGCGUCAUCAUCUUUGGCGGCGUCGACACGGCGAAAUUCCACGGCGAGCUGGCCCAUCUGCCGAUUGUCCCCGCGGACGACUCCCCCGACGGCGUGGCCCGGUACUGGGUCAAGAUGAAGUCCAUCUCCUUGACACCACCACCACCUUCUUCUUCAGGAAGCACCGACGACAACAACAACAAGCCCGUUGCCUUCCCGCAGACCAGCAUGACCGUCUUCCUCGACAGCGGCUCGACACUCACCCUCCUCCCGCCCGCGCUCGUACGCCAGAUCGCAUCCGCGCUGGGCUCGACGCAGACCGACGAGAGCGGCUUCUUCGUCGUCGACUGCGCGCUCGCGAGCCAGGACGGCACCAUUGAUUUCGAGUUUGACGGCGUCACCAUCAGGGUGCCCUACGCCGAGAUGAUUCGGCAGGUGUCCACGCUGCCGCCGCAUUGCUACCUGGGCAUGAUGGGGAGCACGCAGUUUGCGCUGUUGGGGGACACCUUUUUGCGGUCUGCGUAUGCCGUCUUUGACCUCACCAGCAACGUCGUCCACCUUGCCCCUUACGCCAACUGCGGCACAAACGUCAAGUCCAUCACGUCCACCUCGUCCCUGUCCAACCUCGUCGGCACAUGCAACGACCCCAGCAAACCGUCCUCAUCACCAUCCCCGUCCCAAACUCCCUCUGCCUCUCCCUCAUCCACCGCUACGCAAAAAGCC